AUGGCUGCCUCUCGAAGACUCGGUAUCUACGACUCCAUAUGUGACCUUCAAGAAAAGUUUCGCUCGGCCAUCUAUGAAUAUGGGCGUGUGAUCAGCACUACACAGAAACUACUCAAGGCCUGCCAAAUUCUUGACAUUCCUGUUUUCGCAACAACUCAACUCCGGGCUAAACUUGGAGAGACAUGCAGCGAGCUUGGCCUCGAUAGUCCGGAUGGGAUAAAGACCCAAGCUCACGCUGACAAGAGUGCGUUCUCCAUGUUUGUACCAGAGAUCCGCGAUGCCUUCAAGAAGCUGGGUGGUGAGAAAAGAGAGGUCAUCAUUGUUGGUAUCGAGAGCCAUAUCUGCGUCACGCAGACAACACUCGACCUGCUCAGGGAAGGACACAAAGUUUACAUCAUUGCCGAUGCGGUCAGCAGUUGCAACAAGGAGGAGGUGCCCAUUGCAUUGGCAAGAUUGAGAGCUGAGGGCGCUAUCGUCACCACUAGCGAGUCGUGGCUCUAUGAGUGCAUGGGCGAUGCUUCGGUCCCAGAAUUCAAGCAGAUCGCGAGUCUCGUCAAAGAAUACAACUCCAAGACCAAGGAGGGCCUCCAGGCUCUGUGUAGAUUCUAG
This is a messenger RNA of Aureobasidium namibiae CBS 147.97, 609 nucleotides long. Its product is annotated as Isochorismatase hydrolase. The coding region runs from base 1 to 609 and encodes 202 amino acids. The transcript has 2 exons. The record is from RefSeq and is a predicted model, not a curated record. NCBI's taxonomy places the organism in Eukaryota, Fungi, Ascomycota, Dothideomycetes, Dothideales, Saccotheciaceae.